Messenger RNA from Gopherus evgoodei (Goodes thornscrub tortoise), 1468 nucleotides. RefSeq lists its product as uncharacterized. Bases 20 to 1429 code for a protein of 469 amino acids. The transcript has 3 exons. The record is from RefSeq and is a predicted model, not a curated record. Gene Ontology annotation, biological process: regulation of signal transduction. Gene Ontology annotation, molecular function: G-protein alpha-subunit binding. NCBI's taxonomy places the organism in Eukaryota, Metazoa, Chordata, Testudines, Testudinidae.
UAGAAAGGCAGCUCAAGAAAUGCAAGAUGCAGGGCUCCAGAGGGUGCUGGGGCUGUUGGAGAAGCUGGAGCAGUGCCAGGCAGCCCCAGAGGGCAGGAAGCGGCUGAGCUGUGUGCUGAAGUUCCUGGACCUCUGGGACCAGCAAGGGGCUGGGCCACUGAGCCCUCGCCUCCCCAGGGAGCUGAGGAAGAGACUGAGGGCAGAGGUGGGCCAGGGAGGAGUAAGCGACUCAAGCAUAAAAGAAAUCCAAGCUGCCUUGUAUGCGCACGUUGCUCCGGCCUUCGAGAGCUUCUGGGCUGAGGUGAGUGAGGGGCUGGGCAGGCAUGGAAUACAGCCCUCCCAGAUCCAAGACGAGGGCUGGCCCAAGCUUCAGCCACUCCUACAUUUGCUGGCUGCCAAGGUGGCCCUCAAGCAUCUAAGGAACAGGAAAGCUGCGGUGGGGUCAGCAGCUACAGCCCAGCCCAGCCAGGAAGACAAAGCCUCCUUCUGCCAAUUCCUCAGGGCUGCUGCCGAAGGCUGGCCCACCCUGGAGAUGCUGCACUUCCUCAAACACCUGCAGGUCCAUGGCCCCCCUGUGUUGGAGCAUGGCCUGCACUUCCAGCUGGAGGUGCAGAAGUUCAAGAACGCCCAUCACGCCAUGCCAGACAGGGCUGUCCUGAGGAAGAAGGUGCAGGUGAUCCGUAACUGCUUCCUUGUCUCCCAGCUGGAGCCCCGGCUGCAGGUGGUGGUAGAUGCUGAGAAGUUGGGGAGAGCUAUCCGGGCAGCUGAGCAGGCUCUCCAGCAGGAUGCCCCAGCACCACCUCCUGGCCUGUUUGAUGAGCUGAGGGACUCCGUCUUCAGCACCCUACUGCCGUACUGGGCUGGGUUCCGAAAGGCCUGGCUGAAGUGGUCGCCUGAGAGCGCCCAGAAAGCCCCAGUGCUGAGAGCCCAGCAGCUCCUACAGCAGAGACAGACCUUGUUUGAGCGGUCCCAGGGCCCACCACAAACAUUCCAGCUGCCUCCUCUGCAGCAGCGUGUAAACGUGAAGGGAAGCAAGCAGCAGGACGGCUUCACUUACACCUUCUCCGUCAGCAGGGGCAUUGCCCUGAAGGUCAGUGGGCAGGUCUGCACACCCACUCCUAAAGGGAGCAGGGGUAGCCAGCAAAAGGUCGCAGCUGGCUGUAACCUCAGACCUGAGGUGUUUAAUCUACAAAAUGCUCCUGCCAGCAACUUGGCGACUUUGGUAAGACACAAAGGGGCUCAGCCUGGUGUUCCUGCUGGUAGCACCCAAGUUGCUCCUCCCACCCAUACACCAGUCCAGGAAGGAGGUGGCGUUUGCAGAAGCUACUCAUGUAGCAACACCCACAAUAAGUGGUACACCUUGGAUGGCUGGAGCCACUUUUCCCAAUAUACUAACAUCCCUCCCCGUGUCCAAUACAGACUCUUCUGAGUUGGACCCCAGCAGCUGUUGAACAGCAGACAGUAACAA